UUGCACUGAUAGCAAAAAAAGUGUGAUAAGAAAUUGGAAGAUAUUGAUUUUGAAAAUAUUUUUUUUCUUGAGCUAAAGCUGAAAUUGAGAUGUUUUUCGAUGAUUGUGAAUUAAUGGGAACAAUACGCUGAAUAUUCAUUGUAGCCACGACCAAAUCAUUGAAAAUUAGAUUCAGCAUUCUGUUCUUUCAGUAUUACGUUUUGGAUACUUCGUUACCGGUGUCCUAUUCAUGUGUUGAUUGUGAUGAGAUUUUUCGUUUUUAUAUCAACGUGAAAAUGUCAUUUCUAUCUCUAGGAAUUUUAAUCCAACCAUCACAAUGCAUGAUUUUCGUGGAGUGAAAGCAGAAGUUCCUCUAUUAGCAUGCAAACAUCCCUGGAUCGCAAUUUUACUGCUGAAUAUGAAUUUUUUAAUACAGAGCAAGAAACAUUUCAAUGCUUCCACUGCGAUGAAAAUUUCUUCGCGAAAUCUACGUUAUCGAAACACGUUCAAAAACAACACUCUAUAUUGAAGAACACCACGAAAUCCUGUAAAGUUUGCGGUUCUGCUGUAAAACCUCCUGUAAAUUCAGUCAACGAAGAUCUCAAAUGUGAAUCCUGUAUCAAAUUAACCCCCUUCAGCUGUAGGUUUUGUGAUGAAAAGUUUGACCAGAAUGCUACCUUGAAAGUACACCUGAAAUCUCAUCGUAAUGAAAAACCAUUCGAAUGUGAUUUAUGUAAAAACCAUUUCAGUAAUCUUCAACAUCUCAAAAGACAUAUUGAAGUUAUCCAUAAUGGUCAAACUAAUUACCAGUGCAAGUUCUGCCAGAAAUGUUUUAGAUGGGAUUCGAGUCUGAGAACUCAUUUAAAAACUCAUACCAAUGAACGUCCUCAUCAAUGUUCAUCUUGUAAUUUUUCUUUUAGAAGAUCUUGCGACCUAAAAAGACACAUGAUAACUCACACUAACGAGAAGAAUUACUCCUGUCAACAUUGCAGUAAGAAAUUCACUCGGAAUUCUAGUUUGCAGAGACAUGUUAGAGCACAUUUCGGCGAUAAACCGUACUUAUGCAGUGUUUGUGGGAAGCGUUUCAAUGAGUCUUUUUUCCUGAAAGAACAUAUGGAGUCACAUUCUGAAAACAGAUUGUAUUAUCAUUGCGAUUUAUGCAAUAAACGGUUUAAUAACCGGAGAGUGCUGCGAGUGCAUGCGAAGAAGCAUUUAUGUCGAAAUACCAAUGACGUUGAUGAAUGUUCUAAUGUUACCAAAGACGUUUUCAGUUCCUAUGGAAAUCAGUUCCCAAAUGGUGUUACCGAACUACCUCAUUUUUAAUAGUUUAAUGUAAUGUGUGACUUGGAGAUGUAAAUUGUAAUAAAUCUUUAUAAUUUUGCUGUGAA
Molecule: messenger RNA, 1367 nt
Organism: Planococcus citri (citrus mealybug)
Lineage: Eukaryota; Metazoa; Arthropoda; Insecta; Hemiptera; Pseudococcidae
Product: oocyte zinc finger protein XlCOF19-like
Exons: 2
Coding region: 361-1302 (313 amino acids)
Molecular function (GO): DNA-binding transcription factor activity, RNA polymerase II-specific; RNA polymerase II cis-regulatory region sequence-specific DNA binding
Source: RefSeq, a predicted model, not a curated record